ACUAGACCUUAAUAUUAAGAAAACUGAAUUCAUGGUUGUCAGAACUGCAAAUUUAGAUCCCGAGGCACUAAUGGCAGGUAGCGAAGAGAUCCAGAGAGUCAACAGAUUUACUUACCUCGGAACUAUUCUCAACUCACAAUGGGACUACGCUCAAGAGAUUAGAUCCCGAAUUUAAAUCGCACGGUCUACAUUUAUCAAGUUGAGAUCCUUGCUGUACUGCAGUGAUCUCAGUUUGGGAACCAAGAUGCGGAUAGUGAGGUGCUACAUUCUUCCAGUGUUACUAUAUGGAGUUGAAGCCUGGAAACUGACGAAAGCCACAGAAAAACGGAUUGAAGCUUUCGAGAUGUGGAUCUACAGAAGUAUACUAAAAAUAUGGUAUGUGGACCAUGUCGCCAACGUUGAGGUCCUACAGCGCAUUAGAAAAGAUAUAGAAGUGCUUAAUUUAGUGAAACAAUAAGAAGAACGUAAGCUUGAGUACCUCCAGCACGUGAUGCGGAACGAAGAAAAAUAUCGAAUUCUUCAA
Messenger RNA from Diabrotica balteata, 523 nucleotides. The record is from the annotation of a GenBank genome assembly. NCBI's taxonomy places the organism in Eukaryota, Metazoa, Arthropoda, Insecta, Coleoptera, Chrysomelidae.